Messenger RNA from Hemibagrus wyckioides, 2122 nucleotides. Its product is annotated as RNA-binding protein 42-like. The record is from RefSeq and is a predicted model, not a curated record. Lineage: Eukaryota; Metazoa; Chordata; Actinopteri; Siluriformes; Bagridae. Gene Ontology annotation, molecular function: RNA binding. The transcript has 6 exons. Bases 1 to 2025 code for a protein of 674 amino acids.
AUGUGUUUCUCUAAAAGCCAGCUCUGUCUCUACUUUCAGUUCCAGCCUGAAGAAACGGUGUCCUGUACAUCCGACGUCCACACCCCUGUCUACUGCCCUGUCUACUGCCCUGUGUACUACCCUGUCUACUGCCCUGUGUACUACCCGGUGUACUACCCUGUGUACUACCCCAUGUACAACACUGUGCAGUACGCUGUGGAGAACCCUGUGGACUACCAGAUGUACAGCCCUGUGCAAUACCCUGUGGAGAACCCUGUGGACUCCCAGAUGUACAGCCCUGUGCAAUACCCUGUGGAGAACCCUGUGGACUCCCAGAUGUACAGCCCUGUGCAAUACCCUGUGGAGAACCCUGUGGACUCCCAGAUGUACAGCCCUGUGCAAUACCCUGUGGAGAACCCUGUGGACUCCCAGAUGUACAGCCCCGUGCAAUACCCUGUGGAGAACCCUGUGGACUCCCAGAUGUACAGCCCUGUGCAAUACCCUGUGGAGAACCCUGUGGACUCCCAGAUGUACAACCCUGUACAGUACGCAGUGGAGAACUUUGUGCAGAACCCUGUGCAGUAUGCUGUGUCCGACCAUGUGGACAUCACCAGGCACGAGCACAUGCAUGAACUUAGAAAUAUCCAAGAAUCUAUGGAAGCUCUGCCUGCACCCGAGGCCCUGCCUGCACCCGAGACCCUGUCUGCACCUGAGGCCCUGUCUGCACCUGAGGCCCUGUCUGCACCCGAGACCCUCUCUGCACCUGAGGCCCUGUCUGCACCUGAGGCCCUGUCUGCACCCGAGACCCUCUCUGCACCUGAGGCCCUGUCUGCACCUGAGGCCCUGUCUGCACCCGAGGCCCUGCUUGAACACGAGCCACUGCCUGCACCCGAGGCCCUCUCUGCAGCUGAGGCCCUGCCUGAACCCGAGGCACUGCCUUCACCCGAGGCCCUGUCUGCACCCGAGGCCCUGCCUGCACCCGAGGCCCUGUCUGCACCCGAGGCUUUGUCUGCACCCGAGGCCCUGCCUGCACCCGAGGCCCUGUCUGCACCCGAGGCUUUGUCUGCACCCGAGGCCCUGCCUGCACCCGAGGCCCUGCUUGAACCCGAGCCACUGCCUGCACCCGAGGCCCUCUCUGCAGCUGAGGCCCUGCCUGAACCCGAGGCACUGCCUUCACCCGAGGCCCUGCCUGAACCAGAGACCCUGCUUGAACCCGAGCAACUGCCUUCACCCGAGGCCCUCUCUGAAGCCGAGGCCCUGCCUUCACCCGAGGCACUGCCUGCACCUGAGGCCCUGCCUGAACCAAAGGCCCUGCUUGAACCAGAGACGCUGCCUACAGCCGAGGCCCUGCCUGCACCCGAGGCCCUGCCUGAACCCGAGGCCCUGCCUGCAGCCGAGGUCUCGUCUGUACCCGAGACCCUGCCUGUACCUGAGGCUCUGCCUCAACCCGAGGCCCUGCCUGCACCCGAGGCCCUGCCUGAACCCGAGGCCCUGCCUGCAGCCGAGGUCCCAUCUGUACCCAAGACCCUGCCUGUACCUGAGACUCUGCCUGUACCUGAGACCCUGCCUGCACCAGUGUCUCCUGAGACACAGAAGGAGAAGGCAGAGGAUGCUCAGGAACAGACGAGGCAGAAACAGCUGAUUAAAAUUCAGGACCCCAACAAUGGUGGCCGAAAAAUCAGCAACCAAGAAGAUGACAGCUCACCAAACAUCACGGGAGUUGAACUAUUCGUUAAAGACGUGGACCCCAGGAUCAGUGAACAGCGCCUCUUUAAUGAGUUCCUCCCGUUCGGAGACAUCAUCAGCUUUAAGCUGAUGAUGGAAAACGGGCGCUCAAAAGGAUAUGGCUAUGUGACAUACUCCAAUGAAGCAGAGGCCAAAACAGCCAUAAGCGAGCUAAACGGGAAGAUCCUGGGAACGAAGGUUCUGUUCAUCGCGCUGUCAAAAUCCAAAGAGGAACUGGCCAGGCUGAAAAAUCGAAGAAACUGGACACGCAAGCCGUGUUACAAGAAAGACACGAAGAGGUUCUGGCCACAGCGUCAUUAAUCUGCUGUACCAAACUGCCAGGAACCCUACAGAGACUCAAUAAAAUUAAAAAUCUUUACAAUAAAUUCAAUUCAAUUCAAUAAAAUGUUCCUAUUGC